Orbicella faveolata is the source of this 1826-nucleotide messenger RNA. RefSeq lists its product as uncharacterized. NCBI's taxonomy places the organism in Eukaryota, Metazoa, Cnidaria, Anthozoa, Scleractinia, Merulinidae. The record is from RefSeq and is a predicted model, not a curated record.
UGACGAAAUUCAUGAUCAAUAACAAGACUGACACAUGAAAAACUGACGUCAAUUUGUUAAUUUAUUAGUGUCAAAACUUUUGGCGAGGUUGCUGGCUCGGAUAUUGCGGUCUUUCGCUUUCGAAACAAUAUCGUGAGUUGUUUUAUCUGACCGAAUCGAAAAAAGGCUUAAAGUGAGCGAAUUAGUUAAGCCCGUUGUCAAGGCAACCAACGGUUUACAAGAUUUGCAUUUGAAAGAACUUUCAAUAAAAAUUCAACACAAACCGUGCAUUCUGAAAACAAUGAGAUAUGUAAAUAGAUAUACUGGUGUGUGAAACGCUUACUGCCUACUAUAAAUUUUUCAUGUAAGGUCCGAAGGCUUUUAAAAUUGAACAAGUCAUGAGCGAAAAUGUGUCUUUAGAUGAAGAAAUAUUAACAGAUAAAAACAGUGGCGAAAUUGCCGGCGAAGAUGUUGCGAGUCGUGACUGCACAAAUCAAAUGGAAAAGAAUUCGACUUCCAUAGAAAGUGAAGCGCCUGAACUGAACACUAACGAAGUUGUUUCUGGCUACAAUAAUGUCGAAAGAAAUGAGGAGGCUCUAGAGAAUGACAUUGGCGAUUCACAUUUCGAAUCAAGAGUAGCAAGCUUGUCGUUGAAUUCUGACUGCACAGAGAAAAGUUACGUGACGGCUGACGGAGAAAAAGUUGAAGAUAAUUCGCCGGCUUCAGCGAGUUGUAAGACUGACGCAGUCGCUGCCGCCGAAAACUUCGAAGAAGAGCAAAUCGGAAUCCCAGCGCCUGAGGAGAAUCCCUUCUUACAGUCGGUAAAAUAUUUGGAAAAGCAUCAAAUUUUGAGACUGUUUCAGAAUUUCGCCGCCCAAAUUGUGUACAACAGACCUGACAACCCGCUACAGUAUUUAGUUGACGAGUUGGAGAGGUCCAGUGAAGAGGCGCUGCAGGUCGCAAAAGAAAGCAAAGAACCAGUCACACCAUCACCUGACUUGUUUUCGUGACAACCGCUGGCCAGCAGAUACGGGAGAUGAGCCGAUGAGACUUACUUCAGCACACGAAGUUUCGAAGUUCCACAAGCUCUCGUCGCCUGGAAACAGCCGAUCAGAGACUUACUUGUCGCAAUAUAUUGAAUACCUGAAUAUGCAAAAAUGCUUUAGGAAAACUCAGCAACUAUGUUAACAAAGCAUUGUAAAUGCACUUCUUGUUUGCGGUUCACGCCUCGAACCCAAGUAGUAACAUGCAUUUUUCGUCUAUUGAGGAGAGAGUAAAGGUAUUAAGAUUAAAAAUAUUUUUGCAGAGAGAAUGAAUGACUGAAAAUCAGCAUCUGACGGUAGACAAAAUUAAAGACCUGAAUCAUGAACUAGAAGAUUUUAUGUUGAUGUACAACCAAAUUCUCUGCCAAAUACUUUGGAUGAAAAUGUUCCCUCAUUUUUCACAAUCAAGUCGUACAAGAUUCAGUUUUUCAGAUCACUUGAUUCCUUAUUCCUGAUUUAAAUCUUUUCAUCCUGUUUUCUUCUUUCUUAGGGCGGUUUUCAAUACUAAGUGUCGUAAAACCAAAACCAAAGUAAUCACUGUAGCUAAUCACAAAGGACGCAAACAAUACAGUGAACCAAUCAAUCACGUUUUACUUCUGAUUAGAUAAAGAAAAAGUGGCGCGACUUUUUUAAACCAAUCAUGUAGAAAACUCCGUGUUAAUGUUAGGUAGUUUGGCCUUGUAGGCGACUUAUGUCCUUUUGUAUUUGAAUUUCUACCUGUCACUUGGCAAAUUUGUAAAUAAAUAAAUAGAUGAAAUAUAAAUAAAUAAAUAAAUGAAUGAAUAAACUAAUAAAUAUUUAUUU